Phaeodactylum tricornutum CCAP 1055/1 is the source of this 1056-nucleotide messenger RNA. RefSeq lists its product with no specific name. Bases 1 to 1056 code for a protein of 351 amino acids. Lineage: Eukaryota; Bacillariophyta; Bacillariophyceae; Surirellales; Neidiaceae. The transcript has a single exon. The record is from RefSeq and is a predicted model, not a curated record.
AUGGGAUCCAACGUUACAUUGCUCUUGUUGGCAGGAGCCUCGUUCGUCGUGUCACUGACUACCUUUAUGGAAUCACGCAUGGUCCUACUCGCGUCGCACCGUACGGUAGAAGAAGUUGUGGCUAUCGAAUCGAAUCUGGCUGAUCUUUACAGUAGUAGACUCGUCAGCACGGAACAGUCGCUUGGUGCCCGUUUGAGCGAGACCAGUUGCACACUAUCAGACAUAUCCUUUGUCCGAAAUCUAUCGCUUUCAGUUUCACAGCCAACUUGGCUGGCUUCCUUUCCCGGUUCGGGCUCCGAAUUGCUCCGCGAACUCGUACAAGCCUCCACUGGAUUCGCCACGGACGAAGUUUACAACCGCGACACGGACUGUCAGGACUCCUCCGUGAUCAUGUGCAAAACGCAUUGGCCCUUGCGCAUCGGUGGUGAUGCCCGGAAAUGGGGUGCUCCACCGGUGGCCCGGGCUCCUCGUUUUGCCAGUGAUGUAUUCGUGUUGGUCCGCCAUCCGGCCGAAGCUUUGCCAUCCUUUUUCAAUUACAAGUGGGAAAUGCAGCAUCACGUUCAAGAUCAUUCGCAACAAGGGACCGAAGAGGAAUGGAAUGCUUGGAGGGAUCGACGUUUCGAUCAAGAUUUAGAAAAUUGGAAGCGACUUUUAAGGGUGUGGGCGACGCAAAUGACACCCUACAACGUGGCGCACGUGAUUGCUUACGAAGAUUUGGUGGAUGAAAGGAAAGGUCCUCGUUUGUUUCAAACCAUCACUGAACAUCUCCAAGCCACCGUUUCCCGACCCAUAUAUGGAUUUGACGACCCAGAAAAUGCCUUCAACGACAACGCCGUUACACAAUGGACGUGUCUAUGGAAAAAGAUAGUGCAAGAACGGGCAGCAAAGAAGCGACGCACUCGAGGGUAUCAGCCAUCGUACCAUCUGCGGCAAAAGACAGCUUUGAUCCGAAUCCUGCAGGAGGCUAUGGACGAGCUGUCCGACUACCCCCUCUUUCUACCAAUUUUGCAACGCUACAAGGACGAUACGGAACGUAUUCUUGUCUCGCAAAGUUAA